Caretta caretta (loggerhead turtle) is the source of this 1474-nucleotide messenger RNA. RefSeq names its product apelin receptor B-like. The record is from RefSeq and is a predicted model, not a curated record. Gene Ontology annotation, molecular function: C-C chemokine binding; C-C chemokine receptor activity. Gene Ontology annotation, cellular component: external side of plasma membrane; membrane. NCBI's taxonomy places the organism in Eukaryota, Metazoa, Chordata, Testudines, Cheloniidae. Gene Ontology annotation, biological process: G protein-coupled receptor signaling pathway; calcium-mediated signaling; neutrophil chemotaxis.
GCGGCGGCGGGGCGCAGUGCGGGGCCAUGGAGGAGGCGGCCGCGGACGCGCUGGGCGGCGAGCCCUACUAUUACUACGGGGAGGCGAACGAGAGCGGGCCGGGCGCGCAGUGCGAGUGGCCGGCGGACUGGGAGGUCUCCUUCUCGCUGCUGCCCGUGCUCUACAUGCUGGUCUUCGUGCUGGGGCUGUCGGGCAACGGGCUGGUGAUCUUCACCGUGUGGCGGGGCCCGCGGGCCAAGCGCCGCUCCGCCGACACCUACAUCGGCCACCUGGCGCUGGCCGACCUGGCCUUCGUGGUGACCCUGCCGCUGUGGGCCGCCUACACGGCGCUGCGCUUCCACUGGCCCUUCGGCUCGGCGCUGUGCAAGCUCAGCAGCUACCUGGUGCUGCUCAACAUGUUCGCCUCCGCCUUCUGCCUGGGCUGCCUGAGCUUCCAGCGCUACCUGGCCGUCGUGCGCCCGCUGCCGCGCCCGCGGCCCCCGCGCCCCCGCGCCGCCGCGCGGCUCCCGCUGGCCGCGCUCUGGCUGCUGGCCGGCCUGCUGGCCCUGCCCGCCCUGCUGCUGCGCGACACGCAGCCCAGCGCGCCCGGCAACCUCACCGUCUGCGACAUGGACUUCAGCGGCGUGGCCAGCCCGCAGGCCGAGCGCUACUGGCGGGGCGCGCUGGGCCUGGGCACCACGGCGCUGGGCUUCCUGCUGCCGCUGCUGCUCAUGACCCUCUUCUACUGCUGCAUCGGCGCCACCGUCAGCCGCCACUUCCAGCAUCUCCGCAAGCAGCAGGAGAAGCGGCGGCUGCUGCGCACCAUCGCCACGCUGGUGGUGGUGUUCGCCCUCUGCUGGCUGCCCUUCCACCUGCUCAAGGGCCUCUACGUGCUGAGCGAGCUGGAGCUGCUGGACCUGCCCUGCGCCUUCCUCGGCCUCAUCGUGCUGCUGCACCCCUACGCCACCUGCCUGGCCUACAUCAACAGCUGCCUCAACCCCUUCCUCUACGCCUUCUUCGACCUGCGCUUCCGCGCGCAGUGCCGCCUGCUGCUGGGGCUGCGCCCGGCGCUGCGCGGCCCGGCCGGCUCCGGCUCCGGCUCCUCCACGCUCAGCGCCCAGACGCAGAAAUCCGAGCUCCACUCCCUGGCCACCAAGGUGUAGCGCCCGCGGGCGGGCGGCGCACGGGGAGCCCCGCGCCCCAGACUGACGCACUGCCGGGCUCGCAGCCCGCCCACGCUGGGUGAGGCGCCGCCGGGAGCUCGGCGCGGUUCGGCCGCGCUGGGCCGCUCCUGCUCCGAGGCGGCGGGAUCCGCAGCAGCAGCCCCGGCUCUGGCCGCUGCACCCGCUUGGUCCCAGCCGCUGCUCGGGGGGUCCGGGUUCCCCGCCCGCCCGGCGCUCCCUGCCGGUUCGAUUAGGGCCGGGAGCCCCCGGAGCUGGGCUGGUCCCUGCGGGAGGCUCCGUCCCUGUAAACCAAUAAAAUAGUUUUUCAGGAA